AUGGCUAUUCCGUCGCCAACCCUGUCUGCCAAGAAGGCUGAUGUAACUGAUGAGCAUGUUCAACCUGGCGAACAGCUCGUCGCGAAUCACACAGGUGGGACUGACCAUUCGAUCUUCGAUGAACCUCAGAUAAAGCUUGGCGCCGCGAACCCCAAUGAUUCAGAAAAGAUAUCCUCCAAACCGAGUUCCAUUCUCCAGUCGCCCCAGGACGAUGCCAACAUCGCCGCCGGCAAUGAUGCUGCAAAAGUCGCCCCAAUCUUGCUCAACUCCGAAACCUUUAGAUCAGCGAAGUAUGAGGAUCUUGACAAAGAACUGGAAUCAAGAUACGCUAAACGCAACCGAAAAAAGUUGAAGAGCUUUUAUACGAAACAAAAUGAUCUAAUAGAUGAAUAUUUGGGCGUCGAAGAGGAGGAACAACUCGCAUCUGAUGAGGAGAUUCGAAUGCGGCCGCGGAUUAGGUUUGCGGUAUAUGCGUCUUUCACGGCCAACCUUUGUCUUUUUAUCAUUCAGAUGUAUGCUGCUAUAUCUACAGGCUCGCUUGCGCUCUUUGCUACGGCAGCCGACGCUUUCAUGGAUCUGGUCUCAUCGUGUGUGAUGCUCAUUACAUCAAAACUUGCUCGGCGACCGAGCAUUUACAAGUUCCCGGUUGGCCGCACCAGGAUCGAGCCAGUUGGUAUCAUCGUCUUUUGCGCAUUGAUGGCCACGGUAGCUGUUCAGUUAUUAAUUGAAUCUGCUCGUCAUCUCGCCGAUGGCGAGCGUGAAUCUAGUCCUCUACAACCUAUACCACUUUCGCUCGUUGGUGUCGCAAUAUUGAUGAAGAGCUCUUUGAUGGUCUAUUGCUUCUUCUACAGGCGCUUCCCAUCUGUGCAUGUCUUCUUCAUAGACCACCGUAAUGAUAUUGUUGUCAACAUCUUUGGUCUGGUCAUGUCAAUUGUCGGAGACCACUUCAUCUGGUAUCUGGAUCCAGUCGGCGCAAUUUGCAUUGCUCUGCUGAUCCUCUUCUCCUGGGCAUCCAACGCGUUCGAACAAGUCUGGCUUCUUGCAGGCAAAGGAGCACCCAAGACGUACGUGUCGAAACUAAUUUAUGUGACUCUCACUCAUAGUGUUCAUGUUCUUAAGGUUGAUACGUGUCGAGCGUACCACGCAGGACAGAAGUACUACGUUGAGGUCGACAUUGUCAUGGACGCAGACACGCCGCUUCGCACUUCUCACGACGUCAGUCAAUCGUUACAAAGAAAACUUGAAGGGCUGGCAGAUGUGGAAAGAGCAUUUGUUCAUGUGGAUUACGAACAUGACCACAAUGUUCAUGAGGAGCACAAACCGCUCUAUGAGAAUGUUCAGCUGAAGACGCUGAGAGAUUAUUUUCGCUCUUUUAUCAGAAAAAGGAGAAAUUGA
Pochonia chlamydosporia 170 is the source of this 1395-nucleotide messenger RNA. RefSeq names its product cation efflux family protein. The transcript has 7 exons. The record is from RefSeq and is a predicted model, not a curated record. Bases 1 to 1395 code for a protein of 464 amino acids. Gene Ontology annotation, cellular component: membrane. Gene Ontology annotation, molecular function: monoatomic cation transmembrane transporter activity. NCBI's taxonomy places the organism in Eukaryota, Fungi, Ascomycota, Sordariomycetes, Hypocreales, Clavicipitaceae. Gene Ontology annotation, biological process: monoatomic cation transport; transmembrane transport.